AUGUCCUUAGAGAUACCCAGCAACGCCAAGAAGGAGCAUGUCGUUGUAGCAGAGCAAGCCAUAUUGGCGCUCGUUCGCCGAACACGACUCUCCCAACCUUCUCGUCGCACUCUGAAAGAGCUUUAUGAAGCUAGCUUCAAUAGCCUCCACGCUAGAAUGUGUCGAGACCUUCUUUACAAGUGGGUAGCUAUCAUGAAGAAUGCGAAAGGUUCGCCAUAUGUAGAGAGACCAAGCUGGUGGCCGGAGAGCGUCCGAUACACGUCUGCUGGCAAGUUGCGUGGCCCCGAGAUCAAAGCGGUUCUCUUCCAUCUUUUCUAUGGAGAAGACAGCUAUGUGCCGCUUAGAGCGUUAUACACCGCCUGCAGAGACAUUAAUAUUAGUAAAACUGACCAAAAGACUUUAUCAUGGACUUUCUAUAUUCGGAACGUUUGCAAGACCGAUACGAUGCUACGCCUACAUGAGAACACUGCAUUCCCGAAACAGGCGCAUUAA
Molecule: messenger RNA, 492 nt
Organism: Penicillium nucicola
Lineage: Eukaryota; Fungi; Ascomycota; Eurotiomycetes; Eurotiales; Aspergillaceae
Exons: 3
Coding region: 1-492 (163 amino acids)
Source: RefSeq, a predicted model, not a curated record